Molecule: messenger RNA, 681 nt
Organism: Hypanus sabinus (Atlantic stingray)
Lineage: Eukaryota; Metazoa; Chordata; Chondrichthyes; Myliobatiformes; Dasyatidae
Gene: insl5a
Product: insulin-like 5a
Exons: 2
Coding region: 89-490 (133 amino acids)
Cellular component (GO): extracellular region
Molecular function (GO): hormone activity
Source: RefSeq, a predicted model, not a curated record
AUAAAAGAGCAACCACCUGAGUUCAGGAGAAGACUUUCCUCCCACUGGCCGCUUGUUACCUGACUGCUGCUGCUUAGAACGAACGAGCAUGCGGUCCACGCUGCUGCUGCUGCCGUCCUUGCUGGCGCUGCUCGCCGCCUCCCGGGUCAGCGCGGAAAAGCCGCUGCUGUUUAGGCUGUGCGGCCGCGACCUGAUGCGGGCAGUGAUCUACACGUGCGGCGCGUCGCGCUGGCGGAGAGAGACCCGACUCAACGAGUUGCUGGAGGAUCAGAAAUCGCCGUUCGUGGGAUUCCAUCCUUCAAAACGGCUCCUCGCCCAAGGCUUGGGAUCAACCAGCGGAGAGGAUUCGAGCUACAGGCCGGACCUUUUGGAAGAAAUGUUGGCGGUUUACCGGAACCCAUCCCGGGACAAGCGCCUAUUCAAUCACACUCAUGCCGAUCUUUGUUGUCGGAGGGGCUGUACCAAAAAGCAAAUGAGCUUUCUCUGCUGAAGCAACGGGGAGCGGCGUCCGACCGCUGCCACGGUCCCUCUGGUCGGGGGCCAUUGGAGCGUUGUUUGUGUUUAAAUGCAAAUUACAGUACUGUAUAAUUGUUGUUCAACGCAAAUUCGGUGUACGGCAUCUGUUAAUUGAUUGGAAAAGAAACUUAUUUUAGGGUGCAAGAAUGCGCUCUCUGUUAAAUG